This is a messenger RNA of Labeo rohita (rohu), 992 nucleotides long. It is a transcript of the gene cfd, whose product is annotated as complement factor D (adipsin). Gene Ontology annotation, molecular function: serine-type endopeptidase activity. The coding region runs from base 109 to 861 and encodes 250 amino acids. The transcript is spliced from 5 exons. The record is from RefSeq and is a predicted model, not a curated record. Gene Ontology annotation, biological process: proteolysis. Lineage: Eukaryota; Metazoa; Chordata; Actinopteri; Cypriniformes; Cyprinidae.
CACCCACACACACCCUCUGCCCCUCUCUCCCGUUUGGGCAUUAUAUAAAGCUCAGCCCAGACUCAGUGGUCUUCAGUCUGAGAAGUAUACAGACAACGAACAUCCACCAUGAACAGCCUGAUAUUUGCCUCUUUGCUGCUUUACGCAGCAUCUCAAACUGGUGAAUGCAUCACUGGAGGAAACGAGGCUGCUGCGCACUCUCGUCCAUACAUGGCUUCAAUUCAAUGGAAUGGAAAACAUGAGUGCGGUGGCUUUCUGAUCUCCAAACAGUGGGUCAUGAGUGCAGCGCACUGCUUUCAGGAUGGGAGGACAUCCGGUUUUAAGGUUGUGUUGGGUGCUCACUCGCUGUCUGUUGCCGAGGACACUAAACAAACCUUUGAAACCACUGCAGUCUACAACCAUCCUGAUUUCAGUAUCAGCAACUAUGACAAUGACAUUGCUCUGCUCAAGCUGAAUAAGCCAGUCACUGAAAGCGAUGCAGUGAAACUAGUGAAAUUUGGGCGUGAAAAACUGUCUAACCCAUUGGAGUCUGAUACCGUGGAAACAGCUGGGUGGGGCUCAUUGAACAACCUGGGAGGACGUCCAGACAAAUUGCAAGAGCUCAGUAUCACAGUCAUGAAGCGAAUACUCUGUGGUCGUGGUGACUACUAUGGAGUGAAGUUCACAAACAACAUGCUCUGUGCUGCAGACAGAAAAAAGGACACCUGUGAUGGUGACUCCGGAGGUCCUCUCUUAUACAACGGCAUUGCUGUGGGAAUAACCUCUAAUGGAGGGAAGAAAUGUGGCUCCAGCAAAAAGCCUGGACUCUACACAAUCAUCUCCCACUACACAAAGUGGAUCGACAGUACAAUCACCAAGUAAAAAAAGAAAAGUUAAAAAGCUUAAAAGCUUAAAAUCUUUUUCAAGCUGCAGAAUCCUUUGCAUAAUCUUUUUUCAUUCACAGUAUACAUGUAUUGCUCUUUUUUACAUUAAUAAAAACUUUUUUACAUCUA